Hevea brasiliensis (rubber tree) is the source of this 1280-nucleotide messenger RNA. RefSeq names its product 14-3-3-like protein. The record is from RefSeq and is a predicted model, not a curated record. Gene Ontology annotation, biological process: signal transduction. The transcript is spliced from 4 exons. Bases 243 to 1025 code for a protein of 260 amino acids. Lineage: Eukaryota; Viridiplantae; Streptophyta; Magnoliopsida; Malpighiales; Euphorbiaceae. Gene Ontology annotation, cellular component: cytoplasm.
CCCCCUACCCGAUUUCUUCCUUUUUCUAAUCCAACGGUCCAAAUUCCAUCUUUCCAAAAUCCCUCCAUCUUCCCCAACGCGAUCAUCGCCCCCCCCCCCCCUUCUCCCACAAGCCCCCAAAAUUAGCCCUCCAUUUAACUCCUCUCUCUCUCUCUCUCGCGCGCGCAAUUUCAAAAACCAGAUCUACACCUCCCUCUUUCUCUCUCUUACAUUUUUCUCUUCUUCUUCUUCUUCUUUCAACGAUGGCGGCAGCACCUUCCGCUCGAGAGGAGAGCGUCUACAUGGCCAAGCUCGCCGAGCAGGCCGAGCGCUACGAGGAGAUGGUCGAGUUUAUGGAGAAGGUGUCCGCCUCCGUCGACAGCGAGGAGCUUACCGUCGAGGAGCGGAACCUCCUCUCCGUUGCCUAUAAGAACGUCAUCGGAGCUCGGCGAGCCUCCUGGCGUAUUAUUUCCUCAAUUGAGCAGAAGGAGGAGAGCCGCGGCAACGAGGACCACGUUUCCAUUAUCCGGGACUAUAGGGCCAAGAUCGAGUCUGAGCUCUCCUCAAUCUGUGAUGGGAUCUUGAAGUUGCUUGACACUAGGUUGAUUCCCUCUGCAUCUUCUGGGGAUUCUAAGGUGUUUUAUUUGAAGAUGAAGGGAGAUUACCAUAGGUAUCUAGCCGAAUUCAAGACUGGAGCUGAGAGGAAGGAGGCUGCUGAGAGUACCCUCACUGCUUACAAAUCUGCACAGGAUAUUGCAAAUGCAGAACUUGCGCCUACUCACCCAAUCCGUUUAGGGUUGGCUUUGAACUUUUCAGUGUUUUACUAUGAAAUUCUUAAUUCUCCUGAUCGUGCUUGCAAUCUCGCUAAACAGGCUUUUGAUGAGGCAAUUGCUGAGUUGGAUACUCUGGGAGAGGAGUCAUACAAGGAUAGCACUUUGAUCAUGCAACUUCUCCGUGACAAUCUCACUUUGUGGACCUCCGACUUGCCGGAUGAUGGAGCCGAUGAGAUUAAAGAGGCAUCUAAACCCACUGAUGAACAGCAGUGAGAAUGCUUCACUGCAAAUUAGGAUUCAACUCCGCUAUAUGUUUUUAUUAGGAGAAGGUGCUUGUUGCUAAUUUGCUUGCUAUUCUGAGAUUUAGGUAUUCUUGUAUUGGUUAUGAAUUGUGGACGCCCCAAGCUUCAUUUUUCAUUUAUUUUUUUAACCUUGUUUCUUUUUUAGUUUGUCUUAUCAAUUUGUGCUUUUGAAUGUCCCUUAAUUUCUUGAUGCUAUUGAAUCCUUUUAUAUGCGUUUAGCGUUAAA